Sinocyclocheilus rhinocerous is the source of this 1077-nucleotide messenger RNA. RefSeq names its product peroxisomal membrane protein 4 (gene pxmp4). Lineage: Eukaryota; Metazoa; Chordata; Actinopteri; Cypriniformes; Cyprinidae. The transcript has 6 exons. The record is from RefSeq and is a predicted model, not a curated record. Gene Ontology annotation, cellular component: peroxisomal membrane. The coding region runs from base 46 to 681 and encodes 211 amino acids.
UUCAGUCGUGUGCUCUUCUGACUGCGUCCGUCCUGAAGGAGAGUCAUGGCAGCUUCAGAUCUCUUUAAAACUCUAUUAUACACAGUCAACAAUCUCCUGCAACAACACAAAUAUAAAUCUGCUCUGGCAGUCGUCAAAGGCUUCAGGAAUGGAGCUGUAUAUGGGGCUAAAAUUCGUGCCCCUCACGCCCUAGUGAUGACGUUUCUGUUCAGAAGUGGCAGUCUGAGAGAGAAGUUGAGGGCGAUCGCUCAGGCCACAUACACUCACUCCAGGAAUCUAGCCUGCUUUGUGUUCACCUAUAAAGGCCUGCAGGCUCUCCAGCAGCGCUUGCAGGGAAGACCACUGCAGUCGCACUCGUUUCUCGCUGCCUGUGUUGGAGGCUGGCUGGUGUUUGGAGAAAAUAACAACAUCAACAGCCAGAUAAAUAUGUAUCUGCUGUCCAGGAUUCUCUUUGCUUUGUCUCGACUGGCCGUGGAAAAAGGCUUCAUCCCGCAGCCCAAGAAAGACCCGUUCCCGCUGUUUGCUGCGCUGGUGUGGGGAAUCGUGCUCUGGCUGUUUGAGUAUCAUCCUCACACGCUUCAGCCGUCCCUCCAGUCCUCCAUGAACUACCUCUACCACGACAGCAACACAUGGCAUGACAUUUCAGACUUUCUCAUCUAUAACAAACCAAAAACUAAAUGAGAUACCGACAAGUCUAAGCUCUUGCAUUAAACCAUAGAAUCUAGGAAAAUAAGAGACCACUUUAAAGUUUUUUUUGUUUUUUGUGUUGUAUUGAAGGGUUUAAUUACUUUACCUUUAUUUAUGACACUUAGAAAUCGGAGCUAUAUAACCUUGACCGUUUUUAAAACUGUGCUGCCUUACAUGUUACAGGUUGCACUGAAUGACUUCUUUGCACAUUGUCUAGAUUGUUUGCUCCACUUUAAAUGAGAUUUACACUUCAUGAUAACUUUGUUAAACCAUCAUGUAAGAAAAGAAAGAAAACAUGAUUUUAAAUCGCUCAACAACAAUUUCAGGCCACAUUUCACCCUAAAAUAAUGCGUUUUUUAAAAAACGCAGCAUUAACACAUGUUAGACUGC